AAAUUUGUUGUUUAAGUAAACAGGCGCUUAACUGGGCAACCCCUUGGGGUCCUUCCGGGAGGCCGCUGCGACCGGCGACAGAAGGAAGAAGCCUCGUUUCUCCCCAGGAGCGCUGAUUGGCUCCGGCGAGAAGGAGGGCGUGAGUCAGCCCGCCCCUCGCUUCGCUCCGAUUGGCUGAGGCGCGGAAAGUGGGCGGGGCGGUGGGAGGGAAACGUUUACCCGGGAAAGUCUCACGUGGCGCCGUCCCGGCUCCCGGUCCCGGCGGGCAGCGGCUGGAUAUGAGCCAGCUCCGGGUGGCGGCUGCUGCCGCCGGGGGGCUCCGGAGAACCGGCUCGAGGGCGGCCCUGCCUGCGCGGCGGAGGAGGAAGGGCGCGUCACCCCGCAAAGCGGCCCCAGCUCCAGCGCCCGGCCCGCCGUCCUCCCGGCAUCUCUUCAGUGACCCGGCCGAGACCGAGGCCCUGCGCAGGAAUCUGCUCGCUUGGUACGACACGUGCAAGCGGGACCUUCCCUGGAGGACACGGGCAGCAACUGAGCCAGAUGCUGACAGACGGGCGUAUGCAGUGUGGGUGUCGGAGAUCAUGCUGCAGCAGACGCAGGUGGCUACAGUGAUCGACUACUACAACCGCUGGAUGCAGAAGUGGCCGACGCUGCAGGCUCUGGCACAGGCAUCCCUGGAGGAGGUGAACGAGCUGUGGGCUGGACUUGGCUACUACUCGAGAGGGAAGCGUCUGCAGGAGGCAGCGAGGAAGGUGGUGUCUGAGCUGGCCGGUCGGAUGCCCAGGACAGCUGAGGACCUGCAGCAGCUGCUGCCAGGAGUGGGCCGGUACACGGCAGCAGCCAUCGCAUCCAUCUCAUACGGGCAGGCUACUGGUGUUGUGGAUGGGAACGUGAUCCGGGUCCUGUGCCGGCUGCGGUGCAUUGGUGCUGACUCCAGCAGCCCGGCUGUCAUUGACCGGCUCUGGGACAUGGCCAAUGCCCUGGUAGACAGGAGCCGCCCAGGGGAUUUUAACCAAGCCCUGAUGGAGCUGGGAGCAACUGUGUGUGUGCCCAAGGCCCCGCUGUGCGGGGAGUGCCCUGUGAAACAGCACUGCCGAGCACGGCUCAGGGUGGAGAAGGAGCUGGCCUCUGCCUCUCAGAAGCUGCUUGGGAAAGCCACCCCAGUGCCUGAUGUUGAGGACUGUGGUGCUGGGGGCUGCCCCCUGUGCCCCCCGGCCGCGGAGCCGUGGGACAGCAGCCUGGGGGUCACCAACUUCCCCCGGAAAGCAGCCAAGAAGCAGGCGCGGGUGGCGCGAGCGGCCACGUGCGUGCUGGAGCGGAGGGGCUGCCGCGGGGCUCCCCAGUACCUCAUCGUGCAGAGACCCAGCUCAGGUCUCCUGGCUGGGCUGUGGGAGUUCCCAAGUCUCCCCCUGGCUCAGGAUCUACAGGAGGAGAAGCAGAGGGAGGCACUGGCAGAGCACCUCCAGGCCUGGAUAGGGCAGCCUGUGGUGGCUGGAGACCUGCAGCUCAUCGGAGAGGUCAUCCACAUCUUCUCUCACAUCCACCAGACGUACGUGGUCUACUCCUUGUCCCUGGAUGGGGACGUGACCCUGGACCCCGCCUCAUCCCCAUCCCGCUGGGUGACAGAGGAGGAAUUCCACGCCUCGGCUGUCUCCACAGCUAUGAAGAAGGUCCUGAAAGUGUGUGGGAAGCAGCAAGAGAAGGGGAGCAACCCUGGCCAGGGCUCCAAGCGGAAGCGAGGGGCAAAGGCACAGGGCACAGGCAGCACCGGCCCUGGGACACAGCUCUCCCUCCGCGCCUUUCUCCGGCCACCAACUGCCCCAUGAUGGCACCUUCAACAUGAGACCACCAGAGCCCUGUGCUGCCGUGAGUCCUGCCUGUGGCUGUGCCUAUGGCAUUCCCCUGUAUUGCUGUGAGCCCAGUACACAGCCCUGGAACAGUGUCCUGUUCCUUGCACAAUCCACCAGGCUCCCCUAUGGGGAGCUGUGCCUUGAUGUGGCCCCUAGGAUACUGGGUGUGCCCGGAGCCAGGCUUGCCCUCCUGCCUUGGUUGGAGCCCUCCUGGGGUUAUUUGGCUCCAUACCACCACUGCUCCAGCACUGUGGGCUCGUGGCAGCAGGAAGGCUGUGGCCACAUUGCUCCUGCAGCCCUGUCCCUGCAUGCACCUCAUCUGUGGAUCCUGCUGUCCCCUUCCCGGCCUCCCACAGCCCUUUUUAUACACUUGUUUUUACUGAACCUGAGCCACAGGCUUUCUAAUAAUAAAUCUAAAGCGUGUGUGGGUUUUGGAA
Molecule: messenger RNA, 2284 nt
Organism: Neopsephotus bourkii (Bourke's parrot)
Lineage: Eukaryota; Metazoa; Chordata; Aves; Psittaciformes; Psittacidae
Gene: MUTYH
Product: mutY DNA glycosylase
Exons: 16
Coding region: 279-1823 (514 amino acids)
Biological process (GO): base-excision repair; mismatch repair
Cellular component (GO): nucleus
Molecular function (GO): 8-oxo-7,8-dihydroguanine DNA N-glycosylase activity; oxidized purine DNA binding; adenine/guanine mispair binding
Source: RefSeq, a predicted model, not a curated record